GGAGGGGAGGGUUGCGCGCGUACGAGCGCGUGUACGUGCGCGUGCACGGCGGGAGUCUCUUUGUGCGGGCGGCGAGAAAUAACACACAAUAACGAUGGCGGACGAGAAGCCCAAGGAGGGUGUGAAGACUGAGAAUAAUGACCACAUUAACCUGAAGGUGGCCGGACAGGAUGGCUCGGUGGUGCAGUUCAAAAUCAAGAGGCACACGCCGCUCAGCAAACUCAUGAAAGCGUACUGCGAGAGACAGGGACUAACAAUGAGGCAAAUCCGGUUCCGGUUUGAUGGACAGCCCAUUAAUGAGACAGACACGCCCGCACAGUUGGAGAUGGAAGAUGAAGACACAAUCGACGUUUUCCAGCAACAGACAGGAGGCUUCAUCUGAGUGCACCAACUUUUGCCCUUCCCGCCUCUCUUUCCCUUUCUCCGCCAUUCUCUUUCUUCCCCUCUCUCUCUCUCUCUCUCUCUCUCUCUCACUCUCACUCUAUCGUUCUCUACUUCUCUGUGCUAUUAUCCACUUCCUUCACUCUUCUUAAUGGCCACUGUUGUAUAGUGUUUUAUUCUGUUUCCUUCCUGCUCUUUUUUUGUACAUAAAUAAUUUCCUCCACACGAAAAAUAUGAAGCUGGCAGUGUUGAAUGCUGUGAGAUGUAAAACAUGUUGAGCCUCGGCCAUUCAGACGAGGUAAUUCCAAAAACUCCCCUGAAGAUCAGUCUGAGGCCCAGCUCUGUCUGUCUGUCGCAGGUUUCAGCUGCUAAGCUACAGGUGAUCAGGGAGAAUGUUUUUUUGUUUGUUUGUUUCACCACAUUUACCCAAAUGCUUUACACCAAACAUGAGUAAGGCAAUGAGGCAAGGUACAGAGCAUCAGUAAAUCAGAUACUGUAGUGAUACAGUUGUGUAUACACCCAUACACCCACCAUUAUACUGCUUUACUUUGGCUCAGGCUCAUUUAGUGCAGGCUUUCAGCACGUCUCUGUGUAGUGCUCUCCAUCUAAAUUCCACAUAGCCUGUUUUACGUUUUACUUCUCAGGAUUUUACCAUGUUUUAAAGAUACUACAAAGCUGUAUUCAUUGAUUAGUGAGCUAAUUAGGUAGAACUGAGAGGGAAUUCCACUGAAAUGUCACAUAUUGGUGUAAGCAAAGUUGUUCAGAAUGGGCUUUUGGUGUGUGUGUAUCUAUAAAUGUAAUAUAAACCGACGCAUCACCAAAGCCACAAAUGAACCUACUGAGAUAAAUGUAAAAUAGUGGCAAAUCUGGGGAAAAAAACUUUCUUUGGAAAUUAUGUAAUCUACUUUUGUCAUAAAUUGAUGAACAGUCACCUAUAAGGUGAACUACCUUAUAGUUCACUAAUCCACAGAUCCAUACUGUAAUCCACAUUUCUAGAAGAUAAGGUUUGCAGAUCAGUCAGUUUUACAUUUUUUAGUAAUAUUCUUGGUUUGGAAUGAGGUAAAAUAUAUGUACCAUGUUACCUGUGUGAAGCUGGGUUAUGGAGCAGGGUUGCUGUCCACAUUCACUAAAUAGUAAUAAUAAUAAUAAUAUUCUUCUUUUUCUUCUUCUUCUUCUUCUUCUUCUUCUUCUUUUUCUUCUUCUUAUUAUUAUUAUUAUUAUUAUUAUUAUUAUUAUUAUUAUUAUUAUUAAAUAUAAUCAGCUUCACUUUCUGUUGAUGACAAAUUGGCAUUUUAUCUAUUUUUAAAAUGUAGUAGUUGUGUUAGAUGAGUGAGAAUAUCCCAGCUGAAAAUCCCAGCUCAAGACCAGCUUUUUCACUGGUAGCUGGUUUCAGAUGGUUGUCCAGGUGGGCAACAUAACCUGUACUGGUAAUCUAGCUGAUUAACCAGUUUCUGACCAGUAGUUCUAAUAUUCUUAAUUUUGGCCAUGCAUGGUUAUACUGGUGUCUAGCAUGGUCAUGUUCAUUAUGCUUUUAGACCAGCUAAACCAACAAAAUCAACCAUAAACAUUUCCUCGAUAGCAAAGAACACUAAAUACAUGUUGCAUUACAUCUUUUAAUGUUGAGGAUGGGGAAACAACCUGUACACAACCUUUUCUAUAUUAACAUUCUCUCAUAGGCAUAGGCUAGUAUUUAAAUUUUGACAUUGAAUUAGCAUUUAUUUAAAGAAUUUAAAUUGAUGGGUCUCUUCUACAUUUUUCUGAUACACAAUGGUUUUGAAGAAAGCUGCUCUUUUCAAAUAGUAAUAAUAAUAAUAAGAAUACUAAUUAUUAUUAUUUAAAUAUAUAUUUCUACACUGCAAAAGCACAACACAACAUAUAACAAUAGAAUACAAAUGUAAGUGAAGGUUAAUACAAACAGUACAUAUAAGCCAGAACAUAUAAUCACUGUAAAGUGAACAUUGGUUUAACAUACUUUUGCUAUCUGGCAACCAGUUUAACCAGCUUAACCAGCUUGAGCUGACCAUGCUGUUUUUAUUUAAUAUUUUUUCAGCUGGGAUAUAAUAAGUAGGCUAUAUGAAUAACGACAUCCUGAUAUGUUUCAGUCAAGUCAAGCAUCUGUAUUGUCUAAUGAAUCACUUGUUAAAAUAAAAAAUAUGCUCUUUUUAUCAUA
Messenger RNA from Astyanax mexicanus (Mexican tetra), 2551 nucleotides. It is a transcript of the gene sumo2b, whose product is annotated as small ubiquitin like modifier 2b. Gene Ontology annotation, biological process: protein sumoylation. Gene Ontology annotation, cellular component: nucleus. The coding region runs from base 95 to 382 and encodes 95 amino acids. NCBI's taxonomy places the organism in Eukaryota, Metazoa, Chordata, Actinopteri, Characiformes, Acestrorhamphidae. The record is from RefSeq and is a predicted model, not a curated record. Gene Ontology annotation, molecular function: ubiquitin-like protein ligase binding; protein tag activity. The transcript has 4 exons.